AUGUCAGCCGAUGUUAUGGAUGAACCUAUCGGCAAAAAACCUAAAUUAUCAACAAACGAUAUGGAGGAUAUAGAUGGCCUUGAUGAGUUAAAUCAGAUGCCAUCACUUCAAGAGAGUAACUCAUCGCACCAGAUAAAUGGUAAUAUGUCGUCUGAUAGUAGUAAUUCAAUGUCAAAUUAUAAUAAUAAUAAUAUGAAUUCUAUACAAUCCACAGCUCAAUCUUCAAGUGGAAGUGUAUUACAAGAUUUGUUAUUGAAUCCUACUCAUUCACAAAAUUCAAAUAACUCGCCACGUAAUUUCCAAGGAACUUUUCCAAAUAGGAGUCCUAUGCCAGGUCAGCCCUCAGUUAUAUCAACACCAGCAACAAAUUCUUCGUUACCCGGUCCACAUCAAACGGCUCCUAAUCGAGGAUUAGCAACAAUGAGACCUAAUGUUUCUGGAAAACCACCUAUGUUUGAUAAAAUGCAACAAAAUCCUCAUAUAUAUACUAAUCAGCCAAAUAUUCCUCAGGGUCCGGGUAGUUAUCCUUAUCCUGGUCAACAACCCAAUCAAAUGUAUAAUGGACAAAUGAGGCCCCCUAGUACGAUAGGUCCAAAUCAACAAAUGGUUGCUCCACAACAACGAAUGAUUAAUCCUACGAUUGCAGGACGUAAUCAGCGGAUAAACAAUCCUACUGGAAUGCGAGGUCAACCAUCUCCAGCACAUCAACAACCAAUGAUGGUUAAUAAUACAUCAAUGAUAAGGCAACCGAUGGCGACACACAUGAAUCCACAAUUACAUCCAUCUCAAUCAUAUCAACAUCAAAUAGCUAAUGAACAACGAGGACGUGUAGAAAGUUUUAAUAAUAACAUUACACAAACUAACUCUCAAAUUCCGGGUACCAGUCAUUUUCCGAAUAUGAAUAAUCAAACAAGACCGGCAUAUCCUGUAUCACAUCAUAUGCCAAUGAUGAGUAAUCAAAACAUUGAUAGAAAUAAAUCAAAUGUCCCAAUUCCUGGACAACAACCUCCUAUGAUGAUGCCUUCACAAGGCAUACCUAAUCAAACUUCUCAUGGGAAUUUGAUGCAUUCAAGGAUUGAACAAAAUCAACAAAUGGUUCAAAGGAAUGCUAUGGGUAAUAUUAUUAGUGGUACACAGGAUCCUGAAAAAAGGAAAUUAAUUCAACAGCAACUUGUUUUAUUACUUCAUGCUCAUAGGUGUGCUAGUCGAGAAAGAACUGCAACAGAACCCUUUAAUUGUGGAUUACCUCAUUGUAAAACAAUGAAAGAAGUUUUGUUACAUAUAAAUAAUUGUAGUCUUGGAAGUUUAUGCCAGUAUUCACAUUGUGCAUCAUCAAGGCAAAUAAUUACACACUGGAAAAAUUGUAAAAAAGAUUCAUGCCCUGUAUGUGCACCAUUACAAAGUAUUCAUAACUCAAUACCUCGACAAAAUACAUAUGAUCCUAUUAGCAAUGGCCCACAUAGUAUGUCAAGUUCAUUUGAGUCCCAUUUGAAAGGUUCUCAUUCUAAUUAUUCAGACAAUCUUUCUUAUCAACAGUCUUCGUCUAUUCCUAGUAAUGCUUCUUCAAGCGAGAAUGAUUUGCGUACAGAUUACUUUAGAUCUCCUAAUCCACCUAAUAAAGUUAUCAGUGGUCCUAACACUUCCGUUAAUGGAAAUAAUAAUGGAACUUCUUUAGGUUACAAAUAUCCUUCUAAUAUUAAUUUUCCCCCACCAGAAAGGCCUGCCAGAUCUUUAGAUUGGCAUCAAAAUAUUACAGACGAAUUAAGAAAUCAUUUGGUACAAAAAUUAGUAAAAGCCAUUUUUCCUCAACCAGAUUCAAAGGCAUAUCAAGAUAAAAUGUUAAUGGAUUUAAUUACAUAUGCAAGAAAAGUUGAAAAAGAAAUGUUUGAGAAUGCUAAAGACAAGGAAGAGUAUUAUCAUCUUUUAGCGGAAAAAAUUUAUAAAAUACAAAAAGAAUUAAAAGAAAAGAAAAAUAAACGUUUAAAUAUUGAAAAACAAGAUCCACAAAAUAAAAGUGAAGAGUGUGAUAAUUUCUCUCCUUUUCCUAAAGGAAAUAGUCCUAAUUGUCAAAAAAAUUCUGUACAAAAUGGAGGUUAUAAUUUACAAAUUGAAGUAAAACAAGAAAUAGAAGAAAAUAAAAUUGAAUCAAAAAAUAUAGUAGUACUUCCAACAGAACAAGGUAUUCAGGAAAUUAAAAGAGAUAUAGAACCUGGAACUUCUGGUGCCAUAAAAUCACCAGUACCAAAAGGAACAAUUUCACCACCAAAAGUAGUCAAAGAACCUGAAACAGUAAAAAAAGAACCUAAUGAAGAAAUAACUCAUCCUGUUGAUGAAAAGAUAUUUACUCAACAAGAAUUAGCUUCUGCUUUUAUACCUUUAAUGGAACAACUUGAAUCAACACCAGAAGGAUAUCCAUUUAAAGAUCCUGUAGAUCCUGAACUUUUAGGAAUACCUGAUUAUUUUGAUGUUGUUAAACGACCAAUGGAUUUUUAUACAAUAAAGAAAAAAUUAAAUGAGGGUAACUAUAAAACACCAUGGGAUGUUGUUGAUGAUGUUUGGUUAAUGUGUGAAAAUGCAUGGUUAUAUAAUAAGAAAAAUUCUAAAGUUCACAAAUGUUGUACAAAAAUAAAUGAGUAUUUUGUUAAAUGGGUUGAACCAAUAAUGAAAGAUCUAGGAUAUUGCUGUGGUAAUAAAUUAACUUUUACACCAUUGGCGCUAUUUUGUAAUGGUACAUCAAUGUGUGUUAUUGGUAGAGAUCAACCAUAUUACUUAUUCGAAGCAGAUUCAAGUCAAUUUGGUGUUACUGUAUCAGACAAAUAUAUUUAUUGUGUUAAAUGUUAUGAAGCCUUACCUGAGGAAGGAAUAAAUUUAAGUGAUAGUCCUAAUGAAAAAAGAAUGGCUCCAAAGAAGAGCUUUCAAUUAAUGAAAAAUGAUCAAUUAGAUAAUGAACCAUUUGAAAAUUGUAAAAUAUGUAAAAGAAAAUGGCAUAAAAUUUGUGCUUUAUAUAAUAAAAAGAUUUUUGCAGAAGGUUUUAUUUGUGAAACAUGUAGAUGUGAAAAACUUAUUCCAAAAUCUGAAAAUAAAUUUACUGCAAAAAAAUUACCACAUUGUCAUUUAUCACGAUUUAUUGAAGAUAGAGUUAAUAUAUUUAUGAAUAAAAAUGGUGGAAUUGAAGCACAAGAUUAUGAAGUUGUCAUUCGUGUAUUAGCUGUUCAAGAUAAAGAAGUCGAAGUUAAACCACAUAUGAAAGAAAGAUAUGGAAAGCAGGGAUUCCCGGAAAAGUUUCCUUAUAGAACAAAAGCAAUAUUUGCUUUUGAAGUUGUAGAUGGUGUAGAGGUUUGUUUCUUUGGUCUUCAUGUUCAAGAAUAUGGUUCAAAUUGUCCUCCUCCAAAUAAGAGACGUGUUUACAUUGCCUACUUAGAUUCAGUUCAUUUUUUCCAACCAAGACAUUUAAGAACAGAUGUUUAUCAUGAAAUUCUUCUAGCAUAUCUAGAUUAUGUCAAAGAUUUAGGAUAUACAAUGGCUCAUAUUUGGGCUUGCCCACCAUCUGAAGGUGACGACUACAUAUUUCAUUGUCAUCCACCAGAACAAAAAAUUCCAAAACCAAAGAGAUUACAAGAUUGGUAUAAAAAAAUGUUAGAUAAAGGUUUACGAGAUAAAGUAGUAUCUGAAUAUAAAGAUAUUUAUAAGCAAGCUAAAGACGAUAAUUUAAAUACACCUAUGGCUUUACCAUAUUUUGAAGGUGAUUUUUGGCCAAAUGUUAUUGAAGAUUGUAUUAAAGAAGUAGAAAAAGAAGAAAAUGAACGUAGGAAAUUGGAAGCAGAACAAAAUGAAGAGGAUGAUGAGGAUGAAAGUAUUGCUAUAAAUGAUAUUUCUAAGAAUAAGAAAACUGCUAAGAACAGUAAAAAGAAAGGUGCCUCAAAAAAAGCCUCUGCAAGAAACCGCAAAAAAGGUCCAAAUUCUACAGGUAAUGAGGAAGCUGACAAAUUAUUAGGUGUUCUUGAGAAACAUAAAGAAGUUUUCUUUACAAUAAGAUUAGCGACAAAAAGUGAUAAAGAUGGAACAUUAAAAGAAAUUAAAGAUCCAGAUGAUUUAAUGCCAAGUGAUCUCAUGGAUGGUCGUGAUACUUUUCUUAACAAGGCUCGUGAAGAACACUGGGAAUUUUCAUCAUUACGUCGUGCAAAAUAUUCUACUAUUUGUUUCAGUUAUGCGCUUCAUGUACAGUCUAAAGAUCUCGGAUACACAUGUAAUAUUUGUCAAGAAAAGGCAAAUCUACAUUGUAACAAAUGUGAUGACUUUGAUUUAUGUACUAAUUGUAAUAAUAAAAAUCCACAUGAACAUCCUAUGGAAAAACUUGAUUCUGAUCUCAUGUCUGAUGAUAUUAAAAAUAAUGAAAGUGGUAAUUCACGUCAUGAAUCUGUUCAAAGAUGUAUUAGAUCUUUGGUUCAUGCUUGUCAAUGUAGAGAAUCUAAUUGCCGUCGUCCUACUUGUCAAAAGAUGCGUAAAGUUGUUAAUCAUACCAAGACUUGCAAGAAACGUCACAAUGCUAGUUGUUCUGUUUGUAAACAAUUAAUUGCUUUAUGCUGUUACCAUGCAAAACAUUGUAAUACCAAUAAUUGUCCAGUGCCAUUCUGUACGAAUAUUCGUGCUAAAUUGCAAGAACAAAAGAGAAGUCUUACAAGAAGAGCUGAUAUGAUGAUGAGAAGAAGAAUGGAACAAUUACACGGUGGAUCUCAAACGUCAAAUACCUCAGGGAGUGCUUCUUCUGAGAAUUCUGUUCAACCUAGUACUCCUGCUAGUGCUUGUACUGAUAAAGGAAAUGACAAAGGAAUACGUAAUUCAAAAUUUGCUGAAUCAACUACAUUGGGAUCUAGCGUUAAUAAUAACUCAAGUAAUGUUGGGUCAUCAACAAUUUCUAAUUUCCAUGAAUCAACUAGUACAUCAACUUUUAAUACUAUUCAAUCUCAACAAAAUACUAGUAAUCAAAAUCAAUAUAUUCAAAAGGGAGGAAAUAAUCAAUAUGUUAAUGUCUCUUCUAAUCAAAUUUCCAAUCAAUAUGGAACUCAAAUAAAUAACACCAUGCAAAUGGGAGGUAAUCAAACACGUCCUCCUAGUUCUGUAAAUAGUACAAUCUCAUCAUUAAGUAGACCUGGAAGUCAACCUGGAUCAGUUCAAUCAAAUGCACCUCCAAAUUACCAUCAACAAAGGCAAAUGCAACAAAGUGGGCAUCAAGAAUAUAUACGUGCUCCUCCAAGUCAAUCAUCAUAUAACCAACAACAACAACAACAGCAACCACCUCAGUCGAUGAUUCAAAGAACAUUGCAUAAUCAAGGUAAUAUUAAUCCUUUACCUAAUGUACAAAGUGAACAACAGCAUAUGAUCCAAAGACAAGGUCAAAAUCCAAUGCAACAAUCAAGUGUGUAUUCACAUACUCAACAAUCAAUGGCUAUUCAUGAAAGGCUACAAAAAUCAAAAACAGCAAAAGAUAAAGAAGAAGUUUACAAUGAAAUGAAAAGUCAUCCAACUGUACUGAAUAGUUUCUUAAAUUAUUCUGACCAACAAAAACAACAUCCUUCAAUGCAUGAAAGACCAAUAAAUCCUAUGCUUGCACAACAACAAAUGAUUCAUAGAGGUACUGGCAAUCAAUGGCAACAAGGAAAUCCACAACAACAAGCAUAUAUGAUUAAUGGACCUAAUCAACAAAGAGCAACCAAUCAACAGAAUCAAUUUAAUCCAAAUUUAAAUAAUCCUCAAGGAGAUGUAUUAAGAAAACAUUUUGAGCAUGUUAAAAAGUACUUGUUUUAA
Messenger RNA from Strongyloides ratti, 5805 nucleotides. RefSeq names its product Histone acetyltransferase p300. The record is from RefSeq and is a predicted model, not a curated record. Gene Ontology annotation, biological process: positive regulation of transcription by RNA polymerase II. Gene Ontology annotation, molecular function: histone acetyltransferase activity; protein binding; zinc ion binding. NCBI's taxonomy places the organism in Eukaryota, Metazoa, Nematoda, Chromadorea, Rhabditida, Strongyloididae. The coding region runs from base 1 to 5805 and encodes 1934 amino acids. The transcript has 5 exons. Gene Ontology annotation, cellular component: histone acetyltransferase complex; transcription regulator complex.